UCAAAUUAAUUCCUGCGCGGUUGUUCCCCCCCGAGCUUGUCUAGCUCCCAGCCACGAAGCGACGACCUAUAGAGAUGCACUUCAACCCUUGUAAGCUCUCUUACAAGUCCUUCGGUUACGGUUACGGUUACGGUUACGUGUAAUUAAUUACCUACCUAGCUUCGCUCUUCGUCGCCGGGAAUUCAUCUGGGAAAGUUUUGGCUUCAUUAUGUCUCCCAUGCCGUUCCAGCAUCCGGUGAGGUACACUCCGCUGGCGGUAGUUGGUACCUAUCUUACGGCGAUAGUCUACUUGACGUAUGCAAUCGCUGCUGGGCUCUAUGCAUCGUAUAAGUCCUUAGGUCCAGCUCAAGACACACGAUCGCGUUACGCGCAGCGCAGGAGACUGGUUCCUAUCUUUCUCGGACUUGCUGCCGUGGCUUUUUCUUUGGCGACUUACAACUCUGUGGCGUCGGCCGUCUUGUCGUAUAAGACAUGGGCGCAUGAGCAUGGCGUCAACCAACGAGAACGCUAUAUCCUCACCGAAAAACUUGUUCUUACACCUCGGGACUUGAGGAGAUCGAACUCCCUUUAUAUCACCCAGUGGUUGAGUGACACUCCCAUCUUCUACGAUGCCCUGGAGAUUGUCGCCGAGAAAGCUCGUCGCUUCUGGUGGGGGCAACAGAUUGAUCUCGCGACAGUAGCGUUUAGCAUGUUAUUAUCCAUCGAGGGGCGACGACGAAAUAUCCCCCUGACAGCUUCGUUUCUGAUCCUAGCUCACCUUGUCAGCUUGUCGUUUGCGCAGAAUCUAUUCUACGUUGCUCUUCUCUUGACUCCGUCGCCACUACCCCCAGGAAGCGAGAAUUUUGAGAUGCCAAUCGUACCUCUCCUUUCGACGUUGAUUUCGAUUCGCGACAAAGUCAUUGCUCCAAAACCAAAGAAUUGGCAUUUGCGCCCUCGCAUACUCUUCACGGUGUUAGCCUUGAAUUAUCUUUCAAUAUUUCUGCUUCCUUAUGCUGCAGACACGCAUUCGUUUGUGAAUGUGGUCCAUCUCGGUCGAGCGUCGACUUUCUUACCCCUUAUCUUACCGGCAAUUGCGCCGGUAAGCUGGGGUACCGUCUACUUACACCCUCACGACGCUUAUGACUCACUCAAGACAAUAUUUCGGACCAUUUCCGUUGUGUCUUUCGCACUGCACGCAAAGUCCAGCAUUGAAGGACUCUGCUACAAUAUUCCCGACUCCCAUCAUCAUCGCCAUAGUGUCUUUCUCCCGUGGAAUAUUGAAGAGCGUACCAACUGGGAACGCAGUACUACAGCAAUUGGCAAGGUUUUGGGUUCCCUCUACGACCACCCUGCCGUAAACGCUGUUGGAUGUGAUGUUCUGGUCUGCACGAUUAGCCUUGGUCUGUGGGCUGCUGUACGCGCUAUAAGCGUACAAGACAUUAUCGCAUCAGCUAUUCCGACUUUCAAAUUCCGUCUCAGGGCUAGGCGCGUCGUCGAGGAUAAGAUCUUUCGUAUGCCUCGUACGCCCUAUAGUCCUUAUACCCCCAUUAGGGGGGGUUACGAUUAUCCCGAGUAUCGCACAUCAGAACAUUCGAUGACUCUUAGAAGCCAAAGUAGGCCGGGCCUAUCGAGACUAAGGAGUUCGUCAAGGUUGAGAAACGCGUCAAGACUAAGGAGCGAAUCCAAUGUAAGAAGUUCAUCGAGGAUAAGGGAUUUGUCGAGGGUGAGAAAUGAAUCGAGAGUGAGGAAUGCGUCACGAGUAAGAGACACGUCAAGAGUAGGAAGUGUAUCCAGAAUAGGAAGUGUUGUGAGCUCGUGCACACCUAGUGAGGAUGGAACUGUGACUCCUGGGCGAAGACGAGGACGGCCAAGGGUGUCUAAGAAACACGAAGACGAAAAAGCAUAUCGACCUACCAUGUUCUCGCCUAGAUCCUCCGUGGAGUCAGACCUCUUGCCGGCUACCGAGUCAGAUUGGGAUUCUGCGGCUGUAGCUUGGGGCAUGGUUGCAUUUGCCGGGCUCGGUUCGGCGUCGGCGGGUGUACUUGGAGGAGAAUGCAUUGCGAGAUGAGAUACGAAUGGAUAAGAUAGGUUGGGGAUAUUAUGAGGGUAAUGAGGCAAAACAGGGUUUGGGGGGAUAGGGGUAUAUUGGAGGUAUUGGGGCGGGUAAUGAUUGGAAGCGGUUUAUGAAUUACGAAUAACACUCAGCGUAGCGGUCAUGGCUGAGUGCCUAUAUACCUAGGAGGUAGAUAUUAAAGUAAACAAUUCUCAAGUUCUAGGCUAUCUAUAAACCGCGAAUUGCCUUCGUGGUAAUAUAUUAUUAUCGAUAGA
Molecule: messenger RNA, 2307 nt
Organism: Daldinia loculata
Lineage: Eukaryota; Fungi; Ascomycota; Sordariomycetes; Xylariales; Hypoxylaceae
Exons: 3
Coding region: 209-2047 (612 amino acids)
Source: RefSeq, a predicted model, not a curated record